AACAAAUUUAAUAAUCAUAUUUCCUUCACCAAAUAAUGUAAUAUUUAUUUUCUCAAAGCUAAUUUAAAAAACACAAGACCAAGCAAAUUAAGUUGAAAUUUCAAUAUCUUUAAUUGUUUGCAUUUCUGAAACAAUAUGUACUGCUGCAGGCAUAAAACUUGAAAUGGUCCCGCAAUUUACUGCAGAGCAAGUACUGAACACAAUCUUUUAUUAGUGUCACCAUUGGUGGUUCUGGGGUCAGUCUGGUCUGUCUGAUAUACAAAUAAAAACUAGAUUGAAGUUUGACAAUAUCUAUUGUUUGGCCAAACUACUACAAAAUAAAAAUCUAGAAUUAUGUGUAUGUCUACUUAUUAUUAUUAUUUUUUUGUAGAGAGAAGGUAUAGCUUUGAAAGAGGUCGUCCAGAUUUGUCCCUGAGAAGGCUGGUGUUGGUUGGUCUGACUGGAGCAGGUAAAAGCUCCUCUGGAAACACCAUACUGGGCAGAGAAGUCUUCAGAGCUGACGAAAGUGCUUCAUCUGUAACCAAAGAGUGUUGCAAAGUGACUGAAAAAGUGGCAGGGAGAAAAAUUACUCUGGUAGAUACACCAGGCAUGUUUGACACCGAUAUUUCAGAGGAGGAACUUCUGAAACAGGAGAUCAGUAAGUGCAUAAAUAUGACAGCACCUGGACCUCACGCCAUCAUCCUGGUCAUUAAAUUUGGCCCGUUUACUGAGGAGGAGAGACUAUCAGUGGAGAAGAUCAGAGCCAUAUUCGGAGAAGAAGCAGAUAAACACACAUUCGUCCUCUUCACUCACGGUGAUGAAGUGGAAGGCUCUAUUGAGGAACACCUCAGUGAAGCCAGUGAGGACCUGAAAGAAAUCCUGAGUCACUGUGGGGGAAGAUAUCAUGUAUUCAACAAUAAAGAUAUGGAGGAUCGUAAUCAGGUUGUGGAGCUGCUGGAAAAAGUAGACGCCAUGGUCGCAGCUAACGGAGGUCAUUAUUACACCAGUGACUCUUACCAAGAUGUAGAGCUCAUGCUGAAAACUAAAGAAGACGAGCUGAGACGAGAAUAUGAGAAAAAAUUACAAGACAAAGAGAGAGAACUGGAGGUCAGAUAUGCUGAAGAGAAGCAGAAGCUGGAGGAAAGAUUGAACGAGUACAAGCGUUUUUACGAGGCAAAGCUUCGAGAGUUCAGACUGGAGACAGAACAGACUUAUUCUAAUGAGAAUAAACUGAAAAAGAUCAUUGCCAAGUUAAAAAGCCUCACCACCAAAUUUUAAUCAAACUCUGAGUAAUACAUUCUUAGACUUAAAAGGCCGUAGAAUGAACAGUAUGUAAAUAAACAUUUGUUGAACUGAAUUAUGAAAUUGUAUUUUGAGGGUAUGUUUGAUUACCUUAUAUUACAACAGAUAACGUUAUACUACUGAACCAUAUUUUACAGUUGUCAUUUGGAUGACACAAUGCAUUUUUUAUUCUUCGAGUGACAACAAAUAUCAAGUUUGAAAUAAAACUUGUUUUGUCUGUAUUUUGUUUUUAUAUGAAAGAUUUGUUCUCUACCUUGAGGUCAGGUAGACGUUAUAGAGUUUCUGUAAUCUAUGUUAACCAAGUAUAUGUUAUAUUUUUUUUUUCUUCAGACCCUACAAGGUACUGUGAUUGAAUUAGUAAAAGAGUGCAAAUAUUUUCUUCCUUUUGUUUAAACUGAACUGUGUAAGAAGAGUUUUAUGUAUGCACCGCCAUCUGAGUGGAAUCUUCUCCAGUCGAAGUUGAAAUGACAAAAUUCGCUGUCUUUGGAUCAAUUUAAAACAGUUAUUUGGCAAAUGGAAGAUGAUCCAAUGAUCUGUAAUUGCUUUAAGUGCUCAUUGUUUGUGUUGUAUAAAUUUAUGAUGAAACUGUUUUGCUGCCCAUUUUGGCCAAGACACUCCUGUGCAAGGAAUUUAAUCUGGUUAAAUUGGUUAGUCUGUUCCGUUUAAAUAAAAGUUAAAUAAUAAAAAAUACUAAUCUCUGUAUUAUUACUAUUAUUAGUCUCCAUC
Messenger RNA from Labeo rohita (rohu), 2007 nucleotides. Its product is annotated as GTPase IMAP family member 7. Gene Ontology annotation, molecular function: GTP binding. The coding region runs from base 334 to 1257 and encodes 307 amino acids. The record is from RefSeq and is a predicted model, not a curated record. NCBI's taxonomy places the organism in Eukaryota, Metazoa, Chordata, Actinopteri, Cypriniformes, Cyprinidae. The transcript has 2 exons.